Messenger RNA from Solanum verrucosum, 1978 nucleotides. RefSeq names its product sugar transport protein 13-like. Gene Ontology annotation, cellular component: membrane. Gene Ontology annotation, biological process: monosaccharide transmembrane transport. Lineage: Eukaryota; Viridiplantae; Streptophyta; Magnoliopsida; Solanales; Solanaceae. The record is from RefSeq and is a predicted model, not a curated record. The transcript is spliced from 5 exons. Gene Ontology annotation, molecular function: monosaccharide transmembrane transporter activity. Bases 104 to 1675 code for a protein of 523 amino acids.
CAAAAAUAUCAAACUCUUUCAUUACAUUUUUUUCUUAUAUAACAAAUUAUCUUCUUUUUUCUUAUUAACUACUACAUUUGAAGCCGGAAAACUUAGUAACACAAUGGCCGGUGGAGGAUUUUCGACCUCCGGUAAUGGAGGCACACAUUUCGAGGCUAAAAUCACACCAAUUGUUAUCAUUUCUUGUAUUAUGGCUGCUACUGGAGGACUCAUGUUUGGUUAUGAUAUUGGAGUUUCUGGUGGUGUUACAUCAAUGGAUCCAUUUUUACAAAAAUUCUUCCCAACGGUUUACAAGAGAACAAAGGAAAAAGGUUUAGACAGUAAUUACUGCAAAUACGAUAAUCAAGGCCUACAAUUAUUUACUUCAUCUUUAUAUCUAGCCGGUUUAACGGCCACGUUUUUCGCUUCUUACACGACAAGAAAACUUGGUCGGAGAUUAACUAUGUUAAUCGCCGGUUGUUUUUUCAUCGUCGGAGUUAUACUAAAUGCUGCUGCUCAAGAUUUAGCUAUGCUUAUUAUUGGAAGAAUUCUCCUUGGUUGUGGCGUUGGUUUCGGCAAUCAGGCAGUUCCACUAUUUUUAUCAGAAAUAGCACCAACAAGAAUUCGUGGAGGACUUAACAUUUUGUUCCAACUUAACGUAACUAUUGGUAUUCUUUUUGCCAACCUCGUUAACUACGGAACAGCCAAAAUUAGUGGAGGAUGGGGUUGGAGAUUGUCAUUAGGGUUAGCAGGAUUUCCAGCAGUCUUGUUGACUUUGGGUGCAUUAUUUGUAGUAGAAACCCCAAACAGUUUGAUUGAAAGAGGUUAUUUAGAAGAAGGCAAAGAAGUACUUCGAAAAAUCCGAGGUACCGACAACAUUGAACCUGAAUUCUUGGAACUUGUUGAGGCAAGUCGUGUUGCUAAAGAAGUCAAACACCCUUUCAGAAAUUUACUCCAACGUAAAAAUAGACCUCAAUUGAUCAUCUCUGUUGCCCUCCAGAUAUUCCAACAAUUCACAGGAAUCAACGCCAUUAUGUUCUACGCGCCCGUUUUAUUUUCAACACUAGGGUUCGGAAACAGCGCAGCUCUUUACUCAGCCGUCAUCACCGGAGCCGUCAACGUUCUCUCCACCGUAGUCUCGGUCUACUCCGUUGACAAGCUCGGACGACGAAUCCUCCUCCUAGAAGCCGGGGUCCAAAUGUUACUAUCUCAAAUAAUAAUCGCUAUAAUCCUCGGUAUCAAAGUUACGGACACUUCAAACAACCUUAGCCACGGUUGGGGAAUCUUCGUAAUAGUUAUGAUCUGCACAUAUGUAUCGGCUUUCGCGUGGUCGUGGGGCCCACUAGGAUGGUUAAUUCCUAGCGAAACGUUCCCUUUGGAAACUCGUUCAGCCGGUCAAAGUGUUACAGUGUGUGUUAACUUGCUCUUCACGUUUGUUAUGGCACAAGCAUUUCUCUCAAUGCUUUGUCAUUUCAAGUAUGGGAUAUUCUUGUUCUUUUCGGGGUGGAUUUUCGUUAUGUCGUUCUUCGUUUUCUUCUUGUUGCCUGAGACGAAGAAUGUUCCCAUUGAGGAGAUGACGGAGAGGGUGUGGAAGCAACAUUGGUUGUGGAAGAGGUUUAUGGUUGAUGAAGAUGAUGUUGAUAUUGUUAAAAAGAAUGGACAUGCUAACGGAUAUGAUCCCACUUCUCGGUUGUAAAAAUAAAAAUAAAAUGUUAGUGUGGUUUUACGUUAAUUUUAUCAUAGUAAAGAUGCGUAGAAAUAAGUCAAACAUGCAAGAGAUCAGAGUUUACUGUCUAGUGAUAUCGAUAAGAGUUGCUCACAAAAUAGGUGUGAAUUUGGAUUUUUUUACUGCUUGUUUUCUCCAUUUAUAUCCUCCAAUGUAGUAGAGAUUGUUUAGUCAAAGUGUAAGAGAUACAAUAUGGUGAAAAUUAAUUGAACCAUAUAGCCUAUGUAUAUUAGAAAUAAUUGGUAUAAUUCAUUUUGGGAAAGCACUUUGAUA